Strongylus vulgaris is the source of this 306-nucleotide messenger RNA. NCBI's taxonomy places the organism in Eukaryota, Metazoa, Nematoda, Chromadorea, Rhabditida, Strongylidae. The record is from the annotation of a GenBank genome assembly.
AUGUUGCUGAUCACUUCAAUACUUUCACUUGUUUGCUCGAUUCCACGCAACAGCUCCUCCGAUUUUCCUGCUACUCCAUGCUCUACAGCGACUUCCACGGACGAGCAUCGAUAUACUGAUGAGCAAAGAUUACUGUACCAUCUGCUAAAGGGUUAUGAAAAAGCGGUACGGCCAGUUCGAAAUGCCUCAGACACUGUUACCGUACGGCUUGGGAUGACAAUGACCAACAUUUUUGAUAUGGAUGAAAGAAAUCAAGUGCUGACUAUUAACGUCUGGUUGGACCAGGUGCGAGAACUUCUGGCUUGA